UCCUCGGCGGCCUCCACACCUGCACCACCUGCAGAGGCCGCGAAGAGCCAGACGGACGCGGAGAGAAAGCAGACACCGACCACCCCCGGCCUGGAUGAUGUUAAAAGGAUUCUGGGUCUUGCUCAUCCGGAGAGAUGGAGACUGGCGGCUGCCGUUGGCUUCCUUACUGUCUCCAGCGCCGUGACGAUGUCGGCUCCCUUCUUCCUGGGCAGAGUCAUAGACACCAUCUACUCCUCCGGGGCAGACACAGAGACGAUGACGGCCUCUCUGACAUCCCUGUGUGUCAUGCUGAUGGGGGUUUUUCUGUGCGGCGGCGCAGCCAACGCUACCAGGGUCUACCUCAUGCAGGCCAACAGAUAGUUCGUAAUCUCCGAGCUUCCCUCUUCUCCGCCGUCCUCAGGCAAGAAGUGGCUUUUUUUGAUAAGAACCGGACCGGAGAACUUAUUAACAGGCUGUCAGCGGACACGGGCGUGGUGGGCCACUCGAUCACAGACAACCUGUCAGACGGACUGAGAGCCGUCGCUCAGGCAUCUGCUGGUGUCAGCAUGAUGUUCUACAUCUCUCCCAGUCUUGCAAGCUUUGUUUUGCUGAUCGUUCCUCCCAUGGCCGGUCUUGCUAUCAUCUAUGGCAGAUACCUUCGUUCCAUCUCCAAACGUACACAAGAUGCACUUGCACAAGCCACACAGCUGGCGGAGGAGCGGAUCAGCAACCUCCGGACCGUCCGGGCCUUUGGUAAGGAGCUGUCAGAGGUCGACACGUACACCCAGAAGACAGACUACGUCCUCAGCCUGGCUAAGAAGGAAGCCAUGUUCCGAGCCGGUUUCUUUGGAGUGACUGGUCUGAGCGGUAACUUCAUGAUCCUGUCGGUGCUCUACAAAGGAGGCCUACUGAUGGCCAGUCAGCACAUGACUGUGGGAGAGCUGUCCUCAUUCCUCAUGUACACCUUCUGGGUGGGCAUCAGCAUCGCAGGUCUGAGUUCAUUCUACUCGGAGCUGAUGAAGGGUUUUGGAGCUGGAGCCAGACUUUGGGAGCUGCUGGACAGAAAGCCCGAGUUUCCUCUAAAUGAGGGCCAGAUCCUUUCUCCAGAUCAGCUGAAAGGCCAGCUUGACUUCUGCAAUGUCUCUUUUGCCUACCCAACAAGGAGGGAGGCUCCUAUUUUCCAGAAUCUGAAUCUCCUGAUUCCAGCUGGAACCAUCAUGGCUGUGGUGGGACCCAGUGGGUCGGGGAAGUCCUCCCUUGUGUCUUUGCUUCUCAGGCUAUAUGACCCAGAUACUGGUGUUAUUACUAUAGACGGUCAUGACAUCAGGGAUCUAAAUCCCUACUGGCUCAGGAAUCACAUUGGGACUGUCAGCCAGGAGCCAGUUUUGUUUUCCUGCUCCAUCAGAGAUAACAUUGCGUAUGGUGCUGCUGAUCCAAAUACUGUGACUACAGAGAGCAUCUACAGCGCUGCCAGAGUGGCCAAUGCCUACGAUUUCGUCCAGGCCUUUCCCAAAGGCUUUGACACUGUGGUGGGAGAGAAAGGUGUGCUGCUGUCAGGUGGUCAGAAGCAGAGGAUAGCCAUAGCCAGAGCGCUGCUUAAGGUAAAUGUGACCACGUCUUUUUUUUUUUUUUUUUUUUACAGUUUACAUAAUGCAUAAUAAGGGAUAAGGGCGUGAGAAGGUUUAAAGCAGGGUUCCGCUUUGAAACAGUAUAAAAUGGCAUAUAAAAAUAUCUUACAGUCUAUCAUCAGUCUAUCAAAAUGGAAAGAGUAUGACGCAGCUGCAAACCUAAACUGACAGGCUGGGCAAGUAGAGCAUUAAUCUGAGUUUUGGUAACUCUAGCGGAGAUGCAGAGAUUCAAAACUCACAUGUGUGAGUUUAUGAAUUGAGCAGCUAUUAGUCGCUCUGCCCUGUUAAGUGUUUGCCACAAGUAGUGUAGGGGACACAAACAUGAGAGAAAACACUAUCUGCACAUCAUCCUGAGCACACUGUCCCCAUGGUGAAACAUGAUGGUGGCAGCAUUAUGUUGUGGGGAUGCAUCUCUUCUGCAGGGACAGGGGAGCUGCUCAGAGCUGAUGGGAAGAUGAGAACCUGUUAGAUGCUGCAAAAGACUAGAGAAAAGACAGAUGUUCACCAUGAAGCAACACAAUAACGCUCUACAUACAGCCAGAGCUUCAGUGGAGUGGUUUAAAUUCAAGCACAUUCAUGAGUUAGAAUUGCCCUGGCAAAGUCCAGACCUAAAUCCAACUGAGAAUAUGUGUUAACACUUCAAAAUCACUAUUCAGUCUGACUGAACUUGAGUUAUUUCACAAAGAACAAAGAAAAUGUGUCUGUAAAUCAGGGCUCAUACACAGUCUUGAUAGGUAUGGAAAAGUGAAAAUUGAGGAUGGGAAAAUGAUUGAGUUUCCAAACUUAUUUAUAGUCUCCAAAAUAUGAUUAUCAACAUUUCAAAAACUAAACUUUUAACCUGCUGAAUCUUGAUUUAUGAGUUAUGGGGAACACAAAACCAAAUCCACACAAAAUCAAAACUGUACAUUUCACUACUUUUGUGGGUUUGAGAACACUGGAUCCUUACUUUGUAAUGAGGACUUGUUAGGAUACCAGCAAAGAAAGAAUUGAAACAGCAACUUUUUUUAGGAACGGAAUAAAGUAUGAAAAAACACAAAUUUAUAAAACCUAAACAAAUCUAGAUGCCAUUAAAGCAUAAUUACUACACUGCUGAAUUGAAAUCCAACUCCAGCUUUCUGUUGUUCCUUGCUUUGCAAAACAUAGAAAAUAAAAUUUGACAACUGUAAAAGCAUCAUCAAGUCAAUGUUCUCCACUCAAAUACUUAUAUUAUUAGAAAACCUGCCAGGAAAACCUGUAACUUUGAGUCUGUAUAUGUAUGGAAGAUGGGUAGGAACCCUAGUAGAUGUGUAAAGUUGGUAGAGACAUGCUCACUGCUCUACGAGAUGAUUUUACUUUCAUGCCUGAAUUUAUCAUUGAAAUGUUUUCGUCUUUUUCACAGAACCCAAAGAUCUUGCUGUUAGAUGAGGCCACCAGUGCACUGGAUGCUGAGAAUGAGUUCCUUGUUCAGGAGGCUUUAGAGCGCCUCAUGGAAGGGAGGACGGUGAUGAUCAUUGCUCACCGCCUGUCAACCAUCAAGAACGCUAACUCCGUCGCCGUUCUCGACCAGCAGCGGGUGGCCGAGUGCGGCCAGCCCACAGAGCUGCUUGGAAACAGGCAAGGACUGUUCAGGAAGCUAAUGGAGAAACAGGCGUUUCUGCAGGAAGAACAGCAGCGGGCUCUUCUCUGAGAACACGAGGCAGACGAGGGGGUGAAAUCAGGAGGGGAAUGUGUGGCUAAAUGAACUGAAUAUGGGGAUAGAGUCAGACUUGUCGUUCCGUUUCACAGCUGAGCGCACUUCAGUAUGAGGGAUCCCAUUGGGACUGAAGCCAGGAUUCGGUUAUUCCUGGAAACUGUUUGAACCUUAGUAAGAUCUGAGGACAAACACUUCAUUCACUGGAUACUAGUGAACAGCCUCUGAUUUGUUAUUCAGGCCCUUCGCUUCUGUUUUCACCCUCUGCUAUAAAACACUUUGAUAACGCUUUAUAUUAUUCAAAACAAUUCUAAAUCAGUCCAGUAUAAGCCAAAACACCUAUAAAUGUGUAUUUGUGUCUGUAUAGCAGAUUAUUUUAAAACUUUGAUCUCUUUACUGUUAUUUUAGGGCCUAAACAAAUAUAAGCAGUUACAAGUAGUUUUUACACUGUACUGAAGACAUUUUUGACCAACAUGUGCUCAUUUGUUUAGAAAAUGAUCAGAGGAAGCUAGGAGCUAAAAAUAUUUUUUGUUUUGCUCUAUGAAUUGUAUUUCAUGUAAUAUUAUUUAAACAGAUGCAUUCAUAGUGCAGUCUGUUUUCCCCUUUGGUUUGAACUGGCUGCUAUAAAGCUACGGUACUCAAAUUUCACCGUUUUUAUAAAAGCAGAUCAGGUCUGCAAAGCGUCAACAGAAGCAGAGAAGCGUAGUUGUAUGACAACUACAUAUCUCAGUCUGAUCUUACAUACAUGUCUCUUCUGUCAUCAGCAUGUCAACAUGACGGCCUUUAAUUCUUUAUAAAUAGGUCCAAAACCACUGCAAACGAAUAAUAAUAGUUGGUAGAGAAAGUCUGACUGGGAAGGAAUAAUUCUCUCCAGAAAAUAUUUAAAGACAGUCCGGAUUAAAGCAUCUCCUUUUUGUAAUAUCUGGCAUCCAAAUAAAAAUCUAUGCAUAAGACUUGCUGCCAGUAGUAGUUUCUUUUAAUAUAUGGGUGACAUGGCUUCCACCCAGGGUGCCCUUGUUUCAGAGGCAGCACAUCAAACAACAUUUUCAUUGCUUGUUUGUCCAGUAUGUCGGAAGACUGUGCCCCCUUUGUUGAGUUGUAUACUGUAUGAUUACUAAUAUAUAUAUAUAUAUAUUUAUAGUUCAUAUUUAAGAGGGGAAAAUUAAGGGCUUGCCCAAGACACUUUUCAUGCAAGAACUGCCACUCACAAAAUAGUUUCAUUUGUAACUCUAAAUGACAUCGUUUAUCUUGUGCUGAUGGCUCCGAUUAGCUAACAAUUUUUUGUUUAAGGCAGUAAGAGCUGACAGCUAUUUAGUUUAGUAACAGUUUCUAAGGCUUCUUAAAAUAGUUUGAUGUAGACAUUGAGAAUGAAUCCCAUGCUGAGCUUUGAUUAAAUCCUCUGUUGUUAUUUUUGUCUGUAAGUUUGUGGUCCUGUAAAUGUAAAGUCAUUGUAUAUUUUUUCAUUCAAGUUGUUGACAUGUUCUUGUUCAUGUUACCUUGUCUCACCUCACAAGGAACUAAUUUUAGCCUCAUUUAGAUAAUACUUUUCCAUCAUUUUGGCAAAUUAGUCAAAGUUUUAUUAAUAAUUUUACUUGAUGUUUUAGCUUUAUGUUUGAUCUCCUUUUUAUAUUUAGGGAAGGGUAAAAGGAAGGUGAUGAAAGUCCAGGUCAAAAUAAAGGCUCAGCUUGAACUGUUGUGCAGUGUAGAAUAAAUGUCUGUGACAGAAACUACAAAUUUGUUCAUUUUUCAAGAUUUUAAAAUGCUGUAUAAGGUAUUAUUAAGCUGUAUAAAUAUGACCUAUAUUGUAUCCAAAUGUCAUAAAGUUGUUUUAUAAAGUAUCAUUAGUGAAGAUAAA
Molecule: messenger RNA, 5131 nt
Organism: Girardinichthys multiradiatus
Lineage: Eukaryota; Metazoa; Chordata; Actinopteri; Cyprinodontiformes; Goodeidae
Gene: abcb10
Product: ATP-binding cassette, sub-family B (MDR/TAP), member 10
Exons: 13
Coding region: 135-1637 (500 amino acids)
Biological process (GO): transmembrane transport
Cellular component (GO): membrane
Molecular function (GO): ABC-type oligopeptide transporter activity; ATP binding; ATP hydrolysis activity
Source: RefSeq, a predicted model, not a curated record